GAGGAAAAAGAGGAAGUGAAGGCAGUUGAAGAAGUCGCAGACACUUCAAAGAAUAAGAAGAAGAAAAAGAAGAGUGGAAGGUCUGCACAAGAAGAGGACGAUUUGGAUAAGAUUCUUGCGGAACUUGGAGAAGGGCCAUCAGUUCCAAAACCUUCUGCACUGCCUCCUGUGGAGGAGAAAGCUCAGGUUCAAUCUGAACCAGUUGCCGAGACAGUUGGCAAAGAGGUGAAGGAUGGAGAAGUGGAAAAGGAAGAGUCUGCUGCAGCCAAGAAGAAGAAAAAGAAGAAGGAGAAAGAGAAAGAAAAGAAGGCAGCGGCUGCUGCUUCUGUUUCAGAGGUUAAGGAAGAAAAGGUAGAGGAGGUAAAGGGUGUUACAAAUGAACCUAAGAAGGGUGAUGCCAAGGGCAAAGCAGCAGAUAAGAAGCUCCCAAAGCAUGUCAGGGAGAUGCAAGAAGCUCUUGCUAGGAGGAAAGAACUUGAAGAAAAAAAGGCCAGGGAAGAGGAAGAGAAGAGGAGGAAGGAAGAGGAGGAAAGGCUCAGGCAAGAAGAACUUGAAAGACAAGCGGAGGAGGCUAAGCGUAGGAAGAAGGAAAGGGAAAAAGAGAAACUCCUGAAGAAGAAGCAGGAGGGAAAACUGUUGACUGGGAAACAGAAGGAGCAACAGCGGCGGUUGGAGGCAAUGAGAAACCAAAUUCUCGCUAGUAAUGCUAAUCUUGGCCUGCCUUCAGGGGACAAAGAAGCAGCACCAGCGAAGAGACCAAUUUACAAAACUAAGAAAACAAAACCAGCUCACAAGCAUGAAAAUGGUGCAGCAUCUGUUAAUCCCGAGCAAGACAGUGAAAUAAAAGGUAAGGAAGAAGACGAGCAAGAGUUGGUAGAUGCAGGAUCUGUCGAAGAAAAGGUCAAGGAUGUGGAAACAGAAAAGGUGGAAGAGAAAGUGGCAGUUGCUGAAGGAACCAAAGAAAAUGGAGUGGAGGAGGAGGACGAUGAUGAUGAAGAAUGGGAUGCAAAGAGCUGGGAUGAUGUCAGCCUCAAUGUGAAAGGUGCUUUUGAUGAUGAGGAGGUUGAUCCUGACCCUGAACCUACUGUGAAGAAAGGUGAUAAGCUUGUCAUACCUGCUGCUCGCAGUGCAGCUUCCGCUCCACUUGCGGCCAAAACUCCUGCUUCCUCACAAGUGAGCAAAGUUCAGGAUGUUCAAAGUAGAAAAAGUAAGCCCCUUACAGAACAAGGUGGGAAGAAACGCUCUGCUGUUGCCAAAACUGGAGCCCCAGCUUCGGAUGUCGCCAGUAAAGAGCCGGAAGAAGACCUCAGAUCACCAAUUUGUUGUAUUAUGGGUCAUGUUGAUACUGGUAAGACCAAGCUCCUGGAUUGUAUCAGAGGCACCAAUGUGCAAGAAGGCGAGGCUGGGGGUAUCACACAACAAAUUGGUGCAACAUACUUUCCUGCUGAGAACAUAAGAGAGAGAACUAGGGAAUUGAAGGCUGAUGCAAAAUUGAAGGUUCCAGGUUUGUUGGUUAUCGAUACCCCUGGUCAUGAAUCUUUCACCAAUCUUCGUUCACGAGGCUCCGGGCUAUGCGAUAUUGCCAUUUUAGUUGUUGACAUCAUGCAUGGCUUAGAGCCACAAACAAUAGAGUCACUCAAUCUCUUGAGAAUGAGGAACACAGAAUUCAUCGUGGCCUUGAAUAAGGUGGACAGACUCUAUGGGUGGAAAGUAUGCCGAAAUGCACCAAUUGUCAAAGCAAUGAAGCUACAAUCAAAAGAUGUCCAAAAUGAGUUCAAUAUGAGGCUUGCACAGAUCAGUACUCAGUUACAGGAACAGGGACUAAAUACUGCAUUGUACUAUAAGAACAAGGAGAUGGGAGAGACUUAUAGUAUUGUACCAACAAGUGCUAUUAGUGGAGAAGGCAUUCCUGAUUUACUGCUCCUGUUAGUUCAAUGGACUCAAAAGACUAUGGUAGAGAAACUCACGUUCAGCAAUGAAAUACAGUGUACUGUCCUGGAGGUCAAGAUCUUGAAAUUCCAGGGACCAAUUGUCACCUCCAUUAGAGCUCUCUUAACACCUCAUCCAAUGAAGGAACUCCGUGUUAAGGGCACAUAUUUACACCACAAGGAAAUCAAGGCUGCACAGGGUAUCAAAAUCACUGGUCAGGGCCUAGAUCAUGCUAUUGCUGGAACUGCUCUGUAUGUGGUAGGGCCUGAUGAUGAUGUGGAAGAUGUCAAGGAGGCAGCGAUGGAAGACAUGAAGUCUGUCAUGAGCCGCAUUGAUAAAAGUGGUGAGGGUGUUUAUGUACAGGCUUCUACCCUUGGAUCGUUGGAAGCUCUGCUGGAGUUCUUGAAGUCUCCUGCAGUGAAGAUCCCUGUUAGUGGCAUAGGGAUAGGCCCUGUGCACAAAAAGGAUGUCAUGAAGGCCAGUGUCAUGCUGGAAAAGAAAAAGGAGUAUGCUACCAUUUUGGCGUUUGAUGUCAAAGUCACUCCUGAGGCCCGGGAACUUGCAGAUGACGCGGGUGUAAAGAUCUUCAUUGCUGAUAUCAUUUACCACUUGUUCGAUCAAUUCAAGGCUUAUAUCGACAAUCUGAAAGAGGAAAAGAAGAAGGAAGCAGCCGAUGAGGCAGUUUUCCCUUGUGUUCUCAAGAUUAUGCCGAACUGCGUUUUUAACAAGAAAGAUCCAAUUGUUUUGGGAGUUGACAUUGUCGAAGGAAUCGCUAAGGUUGGCACUCCUAUAUGUAUUCCUUCCCAAGAUUUUAUUGACAUCGGUAGGAUUGCUUCCAUUGAGAAUAACCAUAAACCUGUUGAUACGGCUAAGAAAGGGCAGAAGGUGGCCAUUAAGAUAAUUGGCUCAAAUUCAGAGGAACAACAGAAAAUGUACGGCAGACACUUUGACAUCGAUGAUGAACUUGUCAGCCACAUUUCAAGGAGUUCCAUCGAUAUUCUGAAAGAAAAUUACCGGGAUGAUCUGUCUAUUGACGAAUGGAAGUUGGUUGUGAAGCUGAAAAGUAUUUUCAAGAUACAGUGAGGAGUUGGAACUUGGAACAAUUACUCACAGAGGGGCUGGAUGAUGCUCCCAAUUGGGAAAGUAGUUUGACUGGUGAUACGUUUUGCAAAUUUAAGCUCCGAAGGACGAUGAGAGUAAAGGUGGGUUUUACUGCAGAUUCUAAGCAGCCUUUGUGAGAAGUCACCUCUCUUCCUGGCCACCAGUUGGUUACUACAAUUGCGGGAGCAUUUCUCGAUCAUGAUUGAGCGAUUCACUCAUCUGGUUUCCUUUUCUAAAGUGCUGGUUGUGGCCGGCUGGCCGGCCUAGUGUUGUUGAACACUGAACAGAGAGCCCAGUAUGCAAUGAUUCACCAAGGUUAGCUGUCAGACGGGACACAACAAAAAAGCAGCAGUUUUUUUUUUACCUCUAGCUAAUGAGGUUGCGAUUUCCUUUGAGACUUUAUUG
Linum tenue is the source of this 3435-nucleotide messenger RNA. The record is from the annotation of a GenBank genome assembly. NCBI's taxonomy places the organism in Eukaryota, Viridiplantae, Streptophyta, Magnoliopsida, Malpighiales, Linaceae.